This is a messenger RNA of Menidia menidia (Atlantic silverside), 711 nucleotides long. NCBI's taxonomy places the organism in Eukaryota, Metazoa, Chordata, Actinopteri, Atheriniformes, Atherinopsidae. The record is from the annotation of a GenBank genome assembly.
AUGGGCAUAGAGCGCCUUCUUUUCGGAGCGCUGGAGUAUUACUCCAAGCAGCUUCGACUCGGCAGUAGUUACAUGACAGCCCGAGUCUUUCAUAGGACACUAUGUUCUGAGACUUCACUUAACAACGGUGUGUUCACACUUCUCAAUGCUACCAAACUGCCCGGUGGAAUACUUCUUCACACAGGCCGCCAGAUAAGAACUCGUCGCGGCUUCUGCACCUCCACCAAUCCCACCAAAGAUGUCACUUUGUUCGAGCACGACAGGACCGGCUUCUUCCGGCUUCUCUCGAUAUUCUGUGGCGGACAGUUCGUCUUUUGGACCUAUCUGGCUCACUUUGCCUUCACUGGACUUAAAGAAACGCCUGGAUCUAAAGAUAAAUCCAAAGACAAGGUUCCCACCACCACCACGGGGCUGGCUGGUCUUUGGAGCUUCGAGAUGAACCUGGGGUCAAACACUUGGAGUAAAGUGGUUCUACACAAAGGAGGACGGAUGGUGACAGUUUGCACACAGUCUCCUUUGGGACCAGAACAUGGCAGAAAUAUGACAGUUCCCCUGUCCCAGGUGGCCUGUCAUGCCCACAGGCAGGAGUCUCCAUCAUUCAUCCCCCUCAGAGUAAAAGGACACAAGUUCUACUUUCUGCUGGACAAAGAGGGGACAGUGAACAAUGCCCGGCUGUUUGACAUCACUGUUGGUGCAUACAGACCAUUUUAA